UCCAUAAUGCUUCACAGUCCCUCAGCUACAGCCAUAACAAAUUCAAUUUCGGUUAUAACAAACUUCACCCUCUCCUCCUCAAUAACUACCUGUCACUGGGCGUUCAAUUUCAGUUAUAACAAAUCUCAUCUACCUCUCCUCCGUAACAACCUCCCGAUCGCAUCGACUGUUCUCGGAACAAAAAUCAGCCUCCGUCGCAAUGCAAGAGAUGCUGUCCUCAAUUGCUCCGGCGCCGACGUCAUCAUCGUCGGCGCCGGCGUCGCUGGUUCUGCUCUGGCCCACACCCUCGCUAAGGAUGGAAGGUGUGUCCAUGUUAUUGAGAGAGACUUGAGAGAGCCAGACAGAAUCGUUGGUGAACUUCUCCAGCCAGGAGGAUACCUGAAGCUAAUUGAAUUAGGGUUACAAGACUGCGUGGAGCAAAUUGAUGCACAAAAGGUUCUAGGAUACGUUCUUUUCAAGGAUAGGAAAAAUAUUAAGCUGCCUUAUCCCUUGAAAAAGUUUCAUGCUGAUGUGGCUGGUAGGAGCUUUCGUAAUGGACGGUUUAUACAGAGGAUGAGAGAAAAAGUUGCUGCUCUCCCCAAUGUACGAAUGGAGCAAGGCACUGUUACAUCUCUUCUUGAACGAGAUAAUAAAACCAUUAUAGGGGUUCAGUACAAAUCUAAAGAUGGCAAAGAGCUUAAAGCUUAUGCUCCCCUCACAAUUGUUUGUAAUGGCUGUUUCUCAAAUCUGCGUCACUCUCUCUGCCACCGCAAGGUAGAAGUACCCUCUUAUUUCGUGGGUUUAGUCCUGGAGAAUUGUCAACUCCCAUUUGAAAAUCAUGGGCAUGUUAUUAUGGCAGAUCCUUCCCCUAUCUUAUUUUAUGCUAUCAGCAGCUCUGAGGUUCGCUGCUUAGUUGAUAUACCUGGUCAAAAAGUUCCUCCCAUAGGUAAUGGUGAAAUGGCCAACUACCUGAAGACUGUGGUAGCUCCACAGAUUCCACCUGAGCUUCAUGAUGCUUUCGUAUAUGCAAUUAAUAGAGGAAAUAUUAGAAUCAUGCCUAAUGGUUGCAUGCCAGCUGAUCCUUAUCCUACUCCUGGAGCUCUGUUAAUGGGUGAUGCUUUCAACAUGCGUCACCCUUUGACUGGUGGAGGAAUGACAGUGGCACUCUCUGAUAUUGUUGUGCUGCGGGAUCUUCUCAAGCCGCUUUCUGACCUAAAUGAUGCAGUCUCACUAUGCAGAUAUCUUGAAUCUUUUUACACCUUGCGCAAGCCUGUGGCAUCUACUAUAAAUACUUUGGCGGGUGCCCUAUACAAGGUCUUUUCUGUUUCACCUGAUCAAGCCAGAAAGGAACUGCGCCAAGCUUGUUUUGACUACUUGAGCCUUGGAACUAUUUUUUCAUCUGGACCAAUGGGUUUACUCUCUGGUCUAAACCCUCGCCCACUGAGUUUAGUUCUCCAUUUCUUUGCUGUUGCAAUCUAUGGAGUUGGCCGUUUGCUCUUACCUUUUCCUUCAUUUAAACGCAUGUGGAUUGGAGCUAGAUUAAUGUUGUGUGCAUCAGGCAUAAUAUUUCCCAUCAUCAAGGCUGAAGGAGUAAGGCAAAUGCUUUUCCCCGCAACCUUACCAUCUUUUUAUAGAACUCCUUCUAGGUGAUGCAUUGAGGAGGAGUCGGUGAACGCCUACAUUGCUUCUUCCUCUACUAAGCGUUUUUCAGUUGUUUUCUGUCUACAAAUUAAGAGAAAGAUCGAUGGGCGUUAAGGAUAUUGUGUUAAGCCACCAAGAGUGAAUUAGAGAUGAGCAGUGUGGGAUAAUGUGUGAAAUAUCAUUGGUCAAACUUCUGUCAUUAUUGUAAUGAUGUUUUCGGUCAAGUUCUUUCAAUUUUAUUUUAGGGAAAACACCCUUAAUCUUUCUAUCUAGAUGUACACAUAGUUAGAUAUGAUCAUUAUGAAUGAAGCUGGGAUAUUUACCAAAUGGA
Messenger RNA from Gastrolobium bilobum, 1951 nucleotides. Its product is annotated as squalene epoxidase 3-like. Gene Ontology annotation, cellular component: membrane; endoplasmic reticulum. Gene Ontology annotation, molecular function: FAD binding; squalene monooxygenase activity. The transcript is spliced from 8 exons. Gene Ontology annotation, biological process: sterol biosynthetic process. NCBI's taxonomy places the organism in Eukaryota, Viridiplantae, Streptophyta, Magnoliopsida, Fabales, Fabaceae. The record is from RefSeq and is a predicted model, not a curated record. The coding region runs from base 7 to 1629 and encodes 540 amino acids.